UCCCUCUCUCCUCGCCCGCUGGGUGCUGAAGUUGGGCGGAUGGCAGCAAACCGGCUCCGCUAGAGGACCGAGCAGCCCAGCCUCGCGCCCCCGGACCCAUCGGUGCGCCGCCCACACCUCCAGGCGACUAGCCAGUCGGGUACUGAAGUAGCUGAAAUGCGAAAAAGGCAGCAGUCACAAAAUGAAGGAACACCUGCUGUGUCUCAAGCGCCUGGAAACCAGAGGCCCAACAACACAUGUUGCUUUUGUUGGUGCUGUUGUUGCAGCUGCUCCUGCCUCACCGUUAGGAAUGAAGAAAGAGGGGAAAAUGCUGGAAGACCCCCACUUACUACAAAAAUGGAGAGCAUCCAGGUUCUAGAGGAAUGCCAAAACCCCACCGCAGAGGAAGUCUUGUCCUGGUCUCAAAAUUUUGACAAGAUGAUGAAGGCCCCAGCAGGAAGAAACCUUUUCAGAGAAUUCCUCCGGACAGAAUACAGUGAAGAGAACCUACUUUUCUGGCUUGCUUGUGAAGACUUAAAGAAAGAGCAGAACAAAAAAGUAAUUGAAGAAAAGGCCAGAAUGAUAUAUGAAGAUUACAUUUCUAUACUAUCACCAAAAGAGAGGUUCUUGAACUCCCCAUUCAGUGCUUGGGAAACAAAUCCUCGCCGCCAGCAGAGCGGCAACUUGCUGCUUUCCCCUUCUAGCCCAACAUGCCGCCGGGGCACGUUUGGUGAGGCCCAGGUUCUCCCGCAGUUACGGGCUGACAGCCCAGCCCCUACUGUUUUCUGUUCGGCCACCUCAACUUUUGGCCUCCGGGAAUUCUCCAGCAUCUUCAGCCUUAGCCGGAAGUUCCCACCAAAGCUUCCGGGAGGCCCUAUAACACAGCGCGUGCGCAGGGCAGGCCUUGGUCUCCCUCGCUCCUAUUUCCGAGUUCCGUGUGGUAUCGCGAGACCUGCUGUCCGGAACUUCCUGUCCUGGUCGUGCUCCGCGAUCUCAGAGUAG
This is a messenger RNA of Propithecus coquereli (Coquerel's sifaka), 981 nucleotides long. RefSeq names its product regulator of G-protein signaling 17 (gene RGS17). The record is from RefSeq and is a predicted model, not a curated record. Lineage: Eukaryota; Metazoa; Chordata; Mammalia; Primates; Indriidae. The coding region runs from base 157 to 981 and encodes 274 amino acids. The transcript has 5 exons.